Molecule: messenger RNA, 1396 nt
Organism: Apis mellifera (honey bee)
Lineage: Eukaryota; Metazoa; Arthropoda; Insecta; Hymenoptera; Apidae
Gene: PCNA
Product: proliferating cell nuclear antigen
Exons: 4
Coding region: 132-917 (261 amino acids)
Biological process (GO): translesion synthesis; mismatch repair; leading strand elongation
Cellular component (GO): PCNA complex
Molecular function (GO): DNA binding; DNA polymerase processivity factor activity
Source: RefSeq, a predicted model, not a curated record
UGCCAUCUAUUUCCUAAUAGUUCGGCGGUAACAAAGCGCGGGUAUCGUUACGGGUGUAGUAAUUCUAUUAAUUGUCAUUAUUGGUUAUAUUUAUUAAUUGUGUGAAGAAAAAAUCCAAAAAAUUAAGAAAAAUGUUCGAAGCGCGUUUGGUACAAAGUGCAAUUUUGAAGAAAGUAUUAGAUGCAAUAAAAGAUCUUUUAACUGAAGCCACGUUCGAAUGUUCCGAUUCUGGUAUUCAAGUACAAGCAAUGGAUAAUGCUCAUGUCUCCUUAGUUUCUCUUAAUCUUAGAAGCGAUGGUUUUGAUAAAUAUAGAUGCGAUAGAAAUUUGUCAAUGGGCAUGACUAUUGCAUGCAUGUCCAAAAUUCUACGAUGUGCUGGUUCAGAAGAUACAGUGACAUUACGAGCAGUGGAUAAUCCAGAAAAUAUUACGUUUAUAUUUGAAUCACCAAAUAAAGAAAAACUUGCAGAAUAUGAAAUGAAACUUAUAAAUAUGGAUCAAGAACAUCUUGGUAUUCCUGAAACUUCAUAUUCAUGUGUUGUAAAAAUGCCAUCUCAAGAAUUUUCACGUAUUUGUAGAGAUUUAAGUCAAUUUGGAGAAUCAAUAACAUUUUCAUGCUCUAAAGAAGGUAUAAAAUUUAGUGCUUCUGGAGAUUAUGGACAAGCUACUGUUAAAUUAGCACAAACAGCUGAUGCAGAUAAUGAAGAAGAAGCAGUAAUUGUCAAUAUGCAAGAACCAGUAAAAUUAACAUUUUCAUGUCGUUAUCUUAAUUGUUUUAUAAAGGCUGGACCCUUAUGUGCACAAGUACAAUUAUCAAUGUCUAAUGAUGUGCCUCUUGUAUGUGAAUACAAAAUUGGGGAUAUUGGACACAUUAGAUAUUAUCUGGCACCAAAAAUUGAUGAUGAUGAAGAAAAUUAAUUUUUUUCUAAGAUUGGAAUCUUUUUUAUCUUAAAUACUUUUUUAUAUAAGUUAUCAAUAUAAUAUUGCUUUAACUUUGUAUACUUUGAUUUUUUACUGUUAUAUUUAUCAUAUUAUUAAAAAAGAAUUAAAUAUUUUCAAAAUCUUAAUAUAAAUAAUGAAUGAUUAUUUAGAUAAAAAAAGGUAUAUUUUGAUAUUCAUUGAGGAACGAUAAAAGGAUUAAUUAGAAAUACUUUGAAGGUAAUAUAUUUAAAUUUUACAUUUAAAAGUCAUUUGGCUCGUCACAGUGUUAGCGCAACGUGAAAUUGACACUAAGAUUCAUCAUUGACACAAUCAUGAUAAACAUGGUAAUAUGGUGUCAUUCUUAAGAUUUAUAAUUGUUACCGUUUCAUAAACUGUGACAAUAUUUUGAUAAUAUUGCAUUUUUUUAUAUGUAAGAAGAACUCAAUAUAUUUCCAAAACAUUUGAUAAAUUUUGAA